CCCAAGGCUUCAAAAACUGAAUCUAGUUUCAGCGGACAGACCAACGGGCAAGGACACCCCAAAGCCGGGAGAAUAAACCGCCUUUUCCCCCCAUGUAAAUGCGCUUGGAGAAAACAAACAGACCGUAGCCGUCUUGCCCGUCAUAACCUGCUUUCUUGGAGUUGAGACUGCACCUGAGCGUUUUUUUGUUUGUAACAAACGGAAUCUUGCAAUAUCAAACGGAAAUUGCAAAUUGUUUGGAUAUAUAUGGGAGUCAUAUUUUCAGGCUUGAAUGAGAUCACCAUCAGAUGUAUUUGAACUAGAUAUGGAGUAAUUUCACGGACCUAACUUGUGGAUCUUUCACCAAACCCGGAGCCUGGGAUUCAUUUAAUAUGGGCAUUUAAUCAAUUCAUAUUUUUAAACGUUAUCAGACUUGAUUCAGGGGAUGAAUAAAACAAAUGUUUUUCAAGCCAAUGCUCCGUACUGAGAAAAUGAAUACAGAUAACUUAUUUUAAGCAACUUGGAGGUAUUGUCCAUGGUCUCUGAAAGGCGUGCGGACGCAUACUGGAUGGAUCCCUCAACUUUUUCAAGAUGCAGCUGAGGAAUCUAUGCUUCUCUGAUGUUACCAUGUCCCGCCAUAUGGAUCAAUGAACCACAUCCUCACAUCCCUCAACCUGAUCUGGAAGUCUCCACAGAAGAUCCCUCUUUCUCCCUCUCUCCCUUCUCUCUCUCUCUCUCUCUCUCUCUAUCACUCACACUCUCUUUCAUUCCCUUUCUCUCCAUCACUCUCUCUGCCCCUCCCUUGUCCACCCCUCUGAUGAGUUUGUCUCUAGAUGAGCACCAGGACUCAAAUUAACCCCAGCAGAGGAGAGAAACUCUCUGCUCCUUCCUUUGUGGCUGUCCGUCUCUUGCUUUUUUCAUUUUUACCCACAAUGCCCCAAACACAACUAACCCGGUCCUCCUCAUUCAUGUUGGUUCUGCUGGUCGUGUUGCUCCUGCUGGACACGGUGCCGGUCCAGUGUGCGCCCUCAGGACCCGAAUCAGACACCUGCUCCACCCAGGUGCAGAACCGCUUCUUUGGCUACUUCAACUCCUCGGCCGUCUUUCCCAGCAGCCCUUGCUCCUGGACACUACAGAACCCAGACCCGCGAAGCUACACUGUCUUCAUCAAGGUGACCAAGCCUGAGAGGGACUGUGUGCCCCGACAGGUGCGUGCCUUUCAGUUCGACUCCUUCCUGGAGGCCACGCGUACUUACCUGGGCACAGAGAGCUUUGACGAGGUGCUGCGACUGUGCGACUUGUCAGCGCACAUGGCCUACGCGGAGGCCGGUAAGCAGUAUCUGCAGAUCCGCAAGAACCUGCCUCGGCCUGGCGCACGGUCCGGCGACGGCCGCUUCAAGGUGGAGUACCUGGUGGUGGGCAAGCGGAACCCGAGCGUGGCGGUGUGCCAGGUGCUGUGCCAGUGGCUAGAGGACUGCCUGGUGUCCAGCACGUCCAGCCAUCCCUGCGGCAUCAUGCAGACGCCAUGCCAGUGCAGGGACACCCCACCGCUGGGCAAGGAGGGCGCGGACGGAGGCUGCUUCCGCGCAGGCGUCUACCUGGAGAACUGCAUCAUGGGCGAGAAGGAGGCAGCCGCCGCCAACGCUGAGAUCAGCAUUGGAGGCUGGAGUGGCUGGGGCCAGUGGGGAGAGUGCAGCAGUGAGUGCGGAGGUGGAGUCCAGACUCGGACACGCACCUGUCAAUCACCUGCCGGGGAGGCCAACUUCUGUGAUGGUGCUCUGGAGGAAGGACGGCCUUGCAAUGCUCAGGCCUGUAUAGGCAAAGGGCGUGCCAGCUCUCGCAGCCAGUCGCUGCGCUCCAUGGACAGCCGCAAGCGUGACGAGUCAGACAAGACACGCGCUGGACAGUCCCCCCAGACAGCUGCUCUGAUUGCAGUGAACGGCGUGUGGGAGGAGUGGUCACCGUGGAGCCUGUGCUCAUCCACGUGUGGUCGGGGCGAGCGGGAGCGCACGAGGACCUGCAAGCCGCCGCAGUUCGGUGGGGAGCCGUGCACGGGGCCUGAGAAGCAGAUGAAGUACUGCAACAUUGCUGUCUGCCCAGUGGACGGGGUGUGGAACGAGUGGUCCAGCUGGAGCUCGUGCUCAGUGACCUGCUCCAACGGCACCAAGCAGCGGAUCCGCGAGUGCAGCGGGCCCUCGUAUGGAGGCUCAGAGUGCCGGGGCGAGUGGCUGGAGAGCCGGGAGUGCAACCUGGGCGAGUGCCCGGUGGACGGCGUGUGGCAGCUCUGGAGCUCCUGGGACCCGUGCACCAGGACGUGCGGCGGCGGCAGCCAGAAGAGGCAGCGCGUCUGUAAGGGGCCCUUCUUCGGGGGGAAGCUGUGCCCGGGGGACCGCGAGGAGGUGCAGUCCUGUAAUGAGAAGAGGUGCCCAGAGCCCAAUGAAAUUUGCGACGAGGAGAAUUUCUCCAAUGUGGUGUGGAAGAGUACAGUGGCAGGAGACACAGCAGCAGUGCGCUGUCCCCCCAACGCUCACGGGCUGAUCCUCCGACGCUGCUCGCUAAAUGACCUGGGCAACGCCUUCUGGGAAAAUCCCACCUACAUGAAGUGCGUCUCCAACGACUACCGCAGCAUCCAGUCGCUGACUCGUGAACACUUGUCCAAAGCACAACGGGGGCUUGUGGGAGAUGGCGUCUCCGAGGUCAUGACCAAGCUGAGGGUGACAUCCAGCGACGGGACGAGCUACAGUGGUGAUCUGCUGGCCAUUGUGGACGUGCUGAAGAACAUGACGGAGAUCUUCAGACGAGUCCAGUACAGUCCCAGCAGCCUGGACAUGAGGAACUUUGUCCAGUCAGUGAGUAACCUGCUAAUGGAGGAGAACAGAGACAAAUGGGAAGAAGCAGAGUUGCUUGGGCCAAAUAUCAAGGAGCUUUUCCGUCUAGUGGACGACUUUGUGGAUGUCAUCAGCUUCAGAAUGAAGGACUUCCAGGACACCUACGAGGUCACAGACAACCUAGUGUUGAGCAUCCACAAGCGGCCGGUGUCGGGGACUGCUGACAUCAGCUUCCCCAUGAAGGGCUGGAGGGGUAUGGUGGAGUGGGCACGCAGCUCUGAGGACCGCGUCACCGUAUCCAAAGACGUCCUGGCCACCGACAAGUCAGAUGAUACAUCAUCAUUUGUGACUGGAAUCGUCCUCUACAAAGAUCUGGGUAGCAUCCUGUCCCUUGGGAGAAACAACACCGUGCUCAAUUCCAAGGUGGUUUCCGUGACAAUCAAGCCCACGCCAGGUCCCUUAUCCACACCCAUUGAGAUUGAGUUCUCACACGCCUACAAUAGCACCACGAACCAGACCUGUAUUGCCUGGGACGAGAGUGACAGCUCCUCACUCCUCGGCUCCUGGUCUACCCGAAGCUGCAGAGCUGUGUCUGUCAACUCGUUCCGUACUAAAUGCGUGUGUGACAGACUGUCCACCUUCGCCAUUUUAGCACGGCUCAAUCCCGAUAUGAACAUGGAUAAAACGCAAAUGCCAUCGGUGACGCUGAUCGUAGGAUGCGGCGUUUCUUCGCUCACAUUGCUGCUGCUCAUCAUCAUCUAUGUGUCUGUGUGGAGGUACAUUCGCUCCGAGCGUUCAGUCAUCCUCAUCAACUUCUGCCUGUCCAUCAUCUCCUCCAACGCGCUGAUACUCAUCGGGCAGACACAGACACGGAACAAGGUUGUGUGCCCCCUGGUGGCUGCUUUUCUUCACUUCUUCUUCCUCUCCUCCUUCUGCUGGGUGCUGACAGAGGCGUGGCAGUCUUACAUGGCUGUGACGGGCCGCUUGAGGAACCGCAUCAUCCGCAAGCGUUUCCUCUGUCUGGGCUGGGGUUUGCCUGCACUGGUUGUAGCCAUCUCUGUUGGCUUCACCAAGGCAAAGGGAUAUGGGACAGUAAACUACUGUUGGUUAUCUCUGGAAGGUGGUCUCCUGUACGCCUUUGUGGGCCCUGCGGCUGCCGUCGUGCUGGUAAACAUGGUUAUCGGGAUUCUCGUGUUUAACAAAUUGGUGUCCAAAGACGGCAUAACAGAUAUGAAACUGAAGGAGAGGGCGGGUCAGAUGACAGUGCCACUGUACAAUAUGACGCUCAAAUGUGCCAAGUGCGGAGUAAUCUCGUCGCCUGACGUGUCCUCCACCGCUACCAGUAACGCCAUGGCGUCGCUGUGGAGCUCCUGCGUGGUUCUGCCGCUGCUGGCUCUGACAUGGAUGUCUGCAGUGUUGGCUAUCACUGACCGGCGCUCGGCCCUCUUCCAGAUCCUGUUUGCAGUGUUUGACUCGCUGGAGGGCUUUGUCAUUGUGAUGGUGCACUGUAUCCUGCGCAGAGAGGUUCAGGAGGCAGUGAAAUGCAGAGUAGUGGACAGACAAGAAGACGGAAAUGGAGAUUCUGGUGGAUCAUUCCAGAAUGGCCAUGCCCAGCUCAUGGUACAUAUGAAGAGUUCAGAUGCAAAAACAACGGACUUUGAAAAGGAUGUGGAUAUCGCUUGCAGAUCAGGCACGCUGAAGCGUUCCUCCCUGCAGGGUGAAGAGAAGCCGUCGGCCCAGCUCUCGUUGCAGAAGGGCUCGAACUUCAACACCUUGCCGGCCAGCAUGGCCAAGAUGCACCUGCAGAACGUGGCUGACUACUCCAGCCACACGCUGACCCUGCGGCGGGACAAAGGGCCAGCCCUGGCCGGCGUCAGCACCGAGCUCCCCGGCGCCAAGUCCAUCUACAUCUGCGACGGCGAGCUGUUCAAGCAGCUGGAUGGGGACCUCACGCGGGCCCCUGGCGGGGACUCCACAGGGCCCGAUGGAGGAGGCCAGGGCUACAUGAUCCUGCCCACCAACAACAACACGGCCACCAUGAGGCCCGCCAAAGGAGGCGGCGGCGGCGGCAAGGAGGACCCUGCCAAGUAUAGCCUCAACAUCGAGCAGCUGCCCCAGACACGCCUCAUCCACCUGAGCAACCCCCCCAGUGGCGAGCCCGUGCCGGGCUUCGGCCUGAAGACACUGCCGUCCGAGCGGGUCAGUGUGAUGUGCGCCGAGCGAGACUCGCCCAUCCUCACGGCGGCGCAGAACGUCUCGAGCGAGUCGCAGGUUAACCACAACCUCGGCGAAGCCGCGGAUUCAGGCAACUCGGGAAUAAUAUCCAAGAGUGAGACUGUGUCCACGCUGUCCAUGAGCUCACUAGAGAGACGGAAGUCACGCUAUGCUGAGCUGGACUUUGAGAAAAUUAUGCACACACGGAAACGUCACCAGGAUAUGUUCCAGGACCUCAACAGGAAGAUCCAGCAUGCAGAAAAGGACCGGGAAUCCCCUCCUGUCGACGGGAAGGCCGGGAAGAGGUGGAGCGUGUCGUCUGGAGGCAGUGACAAAACCAACAUAAGCGACAAGCAACAGACCCCAAGCAAGCGGGCGUGGGAGGGCAUCAGGAAGACCCACUCGCCCCCAUCAUGGGUGCGCAAGGACCUGGAGCCACUGCAGGCGUCCCCACUGGAGCUGCAGGCGGUGGAGUGGGAGAAGGCCUGCGCCACCAUCCCUCUGGUGGGCCAGGAGAUCAUGGACCUGCAGACGGAGGUGUGAAGGGGUGGAGGGGGAGGUCGACUGACCGACCCACCCACCCAUCCCCUGGCUCCUGCUCCUGUUCCUGCUCCUCAUCCCCGCCCGCGUCCUCCACCCACACCAGACCAGAGCCCUUCCUCGAAUUGACACCACCUCCCGUAGGAAGACACAUGGCACCCGGCAGGGUUGAGCGAUGUGCUCCACGCACAGAAGCAGAGAGAAAGGGAGAGAAGUGUGUGUGAGUAUGUGUGUGCGAUAGAGAGAGAGAGAGAGAGAGCAAGAGAAGGUAUGAAAGGUAUAGAUGAAGAGAGGACAUGUGACAGUGACUGUUAGACCAGUGACAGAAAAACAGUGCUUGAAAAAAAUUGUUACAUUCAUUGGUUAUGUUUUUUUAUUACCGUGAAAUCAUAGGCAGUAAUAACAUUUUAUUUUCUUAUAUGAAAAAGGAAUGGGACCAAGCAGUGGUCCCCUGUCUCACUCCCUAAUGUUACCAUGGAAACACAGACUCUGAUCGGCAGUAGGCCGUAGUUAAUAAUUAGGAGGAUGAAUCAUGCAGAUAUAGGGGCUCCACCACUCCAGCUAGUACAUGGGGUGCAGCCCUGGAGGCUAAUAGACUUUGAGGAUGCCCCUGGUGAACUUUCCCAAUUAGUUACAGAAUAAAACGAAGGAAUCGUCAUCGUCAUCGCCAAGUUAUUUCUAAAAGGUAGCAAAGCAAAUUACCUGACAAGCUGUCCCUCUUCAUUGAUUUUUUUUCAGUAUAUGACCUUUUAAUGUCUGUGCUGUUAUGUAGUAUGGAAUAUUUCAUUGCCGUUUUUGCAGCCAGUACUGCAUUUAUUGCCAACUUCUGACCUCUUAAGCAGUCAGGGUGUCCCUGGACACUAGUUUGGGCACCAGGCCUUCUGCCCCGCCAACCCACAAUCACGCAGCUGUGCAGACGUGAACCGCUGGACCGAGGGGGAGAGACUGCCAUAGACAGCGCCCUGAGAAAACCCACUGGGCCGAGGGGGAGAGACUGCCAUUGACAGCAGAGAUUCUAGAAUAGAGCUCCACUCUAGAAUCUUUGAUUGACAGUGCCCUGAGAAAAGCCACUGUGCUCGUGCCACGCCCCUAUCACUUCUCUACGCAGCUCCACUAGCGGCACCACACAUCUGUCCAGAGUUGCCCAUCAAGACUUUGACCAGGACGUCAAGAGGGGACCCCUAACAGCGGACGUUACUGUGAUGGUAGCAGAAGUUUCUGGAGAGCCUAUACUUAUGGAUGAUGAACUUCUGAUAUCUGUUGGGGAUGCCACACGGUCAGUGCAUCUCCGCUGACUACACAAAGACAGAUCUUGAUCUCCACUUAAUAGCGAGGUCCAAUCUUAAUACACUUGACAGUAUUGGGUAUAUAAAGAGUUGUGAGAGGAGCUUAAACAUAAAGAUGAGCAAGUACAUGGAUUAUAAUUCAUAUAAAUAUAAAUACAGUAUAUAUGUAGAAGAACUACAGAUGGUGUGUGUCUGUAGUUGGAUUGUGGUUGCACACAGGGGAAGCACAAGACUCCAUGAAAAGGGGGAGUCCUGUUGUACAGCAUUGUAAUUAUUAAAAAAAAAGAGUUCUACAGAAUGAAUUUUAGCCUAUAAAUAUAUUUCUAACUGUGCUUGGGGGAAUAUUGUUAUCAUAUUGAUUGCCAUCCUGACUCUGCAGUCCCCUAUCUCGUUGAGUUACUGGACUUUAAGGGUGUUCUGUAACUUUAAUGUACCAGUGUGUGUUUUAAUAUCACUGACCGUCACUUGCCCUCAAUGACCCUCCCUACCUGUCUGACUCUGUUAAGCCCCCGACCCCUCCCUCACCUCUCACCCCUUUCUCAAUCUCCCUUUUUUAGUUCACUGGGAUAUCUUCUUUGUUAAUGUACAGUUUUCAGAGCACAAGAUGAAUGUGUCAUAUUUCUAAUAAAAAAGUAUAUCUCUAUCAUA
Molecule: messenger RNA, 7495 nt
Organism: Alosa alosa (allis shad)
Lineage: Eukaryota; Metazoa; Chordata; Actinopteri; Clupeiformes; Clupeidae
Gene: adgrb1a
Product: adhesion G protein-coupled receptor B1a
Exons: 31
Coding region: 813-5564 (1583 amino acids)
Biological process (GO): negative regulation of angiogenesis; engulfment of apoptotic cell; cell surface receptor signaling pathway
Cellular component (GO): postsynaptic density; plasma membrane; dendrite
Molecular function (GO): G protein-coupled receptor activity
Source: RefSeq, a predicted model, not a curated record